Molecule: messenger RNA, 801 nt
Organism: Trematosphaeria pertusa
Lineage: Eukaryota; Fungi; Ascomycota; Dothideomycetes; Pleosporales; Trematosphaeriaceae
Exons: 3
Coding region: 1-801 (266 amino acids)
Source: RefSeq, a predicted model, not a curated record
AUGUCAGGCGACGAGGCCGAGAAGGAGAGCGAAAGGGCCGAGAGGAAAGCCGAGAGGGCCGGGAGACGCAAGAAGGCCGAGGAGAUGUUGGCGCGGGCGAGCCAACUGCGGGCCGAGGCAGAGGAGAGUAGGGCGGCGAGGGAGCAGCGCGAGGCAGCUAACCUGCGCUUGGCUGAUGCCGUAAUUGGAGAGCGCAAUAUGCGUAUCGCUAGUGGGCUGAAGUAUGGGUUCGACGGGGACGACGCGUACAUGCGCAGGCUUGUUGGUGGUGAGAAGAGAAAGGCAGACGACGAGCUUCAACAUGGGGUGAAGAAGCAUGCGCGAUCCGCAACGCCGCCCACAGCCCCGGCUAGAGCUCCACCAACAGCUCCUGCUGCCAUGCUUGCUCGGGGCCAGUUCGAUGGGCAUGGAGGGAGGACGUCGCUUGGAGGGGGGAUUCGUGGCCGAGGUGGAUUCGGCGGUGCGAGGGGCCGUGGCCGACCAGCUUCAGGUCGAACUAGUCACGAAUUAGUUAAUCAACUAUGGCCAAACCCACCUGGCCAGACCCAGCAGGAGGCAGCAGAGAGGGCCGCUGAGCACCAGCCGACUUCCGAGGCCACCCGCCACAUGUCCCCGGAUUCGCGGCAAGCCGCAAGGUCCACGUUGGUCGAGACGCAGCUAGAAGACAAGCAGGCCGACGAGGACUCAGGCGACCACAGCCGCCAAACCUCCGAUACCACCGGCAUCAAGCUGCUCAGGUCCCUCGCAGCGCAGGGUAUCAUUUCCAAGGAGGAUAUGAGGAAGCUGCUUGAGGAAGAUUGA